Molecule: messenger RNA, 1924 nt
Organism: Solanum dulcamara
Lineage: Eukaryota; Viridiplantae; Streptophyta; Magnoliopsida; Solanales; Solanaceae
Product: splicing factor U2AF-associated protein 2
Exons: 14
Coding region: 112-1617 (501 amino acids)
Biological process (GO): mRNA splicing, via spliceosome
Cellular component (GO): U2-type spliceosomal complex; U2 snRNP
Molecular function (GO): RNA binding
Source: RefSeq, a predicted model, not a curated record
CAAAGAUCCGACCCGAAUUUGCCCCUCAACUAUUUCUUUAUAUUUUCAGCAAAGACGAAGAACAGGCAGAGAAGAAAGAAACUACUAGAAAACUGGAGAGAAGCAAAUUCAAUGGAAUCAUUGAAUGCCUCAGAAGAUUAUCUUCCUCAACAAGAACAAUUACCACAACAGUAUUAUACAGGUGAAGACAACAGUAGUUUGUAUACAACUUCUGGAGUGAGCAUUGAAUUGGGUUGGUAUGUGCUUGCGCAAGAUCAACAGCAACUAGGACCGUAUACAAUAUCUGAAUUGCGUGAGCAUUACUCUGCUGGAUACCUACUGGACAGUACACUUGCAUGGUCCGAAGGAAGGAGUGAAUGGCAACCAAUUUGCUCGAUUCCUGGAUUGCUGACUGAUGUACCUGAGCAGAGCACUGGUGUUACAAAUUCAGUUUCUUUGACUUCUAAUGAUCCAUUGGAUGAGUAUGAAAAGUUUCAAAAGGAAGUGAAAGAGGCAGAGAACGAGCAAGCAGUCGAUGAGGAACAAAGGCCUUCAACGCCUCCAGAUGGUGAAGUUGAGUUUACUGAUGAUGAUGGAACUAGGUACAAAUGGGAUAAAGCUCUUAAAGUGUGGGUGCCUCAGGAAGAUCCAAACGAGAAAACUGACUAUCGUCUAGAAGAUAUGACUUACGCUGAUGAGGAGGAACUUUUCCCUACAUUGCCCGCUGACGUUGCUUCUGAAAAUGAAAACAUGGAUAACACUGAAGCUGAUAAGAAUGCUACAGAUUCAACUGAAACUGCAACAGCAACACAUAAUGGCAAGAGAAAACUGCCUGAAAAAGACGCUGAAAAGAAGGAAGCAAAUAAACCUCCAGAUAGCUGGUUCGAAUUAAAAGUCAAUACUCAUGUCUAUAUUACAGGGUUGCCAGAAGAUGUCACUGUUGACGAGGUGGUUGAAGUCUUUUCGAAGUGCGGGAUCAUAAAGGAGGAUCCGGAAACACAAAGGCCUCGAGUGAAGAUUUAUUUUGACAAAGAAACUGGAAGGAAGAAGGGUGAUGCACUUGUUACAUAUCUUAAGGAGCCUUCAGUUGAUCUAGCCAUUAAAAUUUUGGAUGGUGCACCUUUACGGCCAGGUGACAAAAUUCCUAUGACAGUUACACCAGCAAAGUUUGAGCAAAAAGGGGAGAGGUUCAUACCCAAGAAAUCAGACAAGCACAAGAAGAAGAAACUCCAAAAAGUUGAGCAGAAGAUGCUUGGCUGGGGUGGUCGCGAUGACUCAAAGAUAUCUGUUCCAGCUACUGUUUUGCUUCGCUACAUGUUCACACCAGCUGAAUUGCGGUUGGAAGAGAAUUUAUGUUCUGAGCUACAACAAGAUGUCCAAGAGGAAUGUUCAAAGUUUGGUCCAGUGGACUUAGUAAAGGUGUGCGAGAAUCAUCCACAAGGGGUUAUUUUGGUCAAGUUUAAAGAUAGAAGGGAUGCACAUAGGUGCAUUGAGUCGAUGAAUGGACGCUGGUUUGCUGGUAGGCAAAUCCAUGCUAGUGAGGAUGAUGGAUCUGUUAACCAUGCUUUAGUCCGAGAUAUAGAUGAAGAAACUGAUAGAUUGGAGAAGUUUGGAGCUGAACUUGAAGCUGGUUCAUAGAUGUGCUUCUGCAUGUGGAAAUAGUAGCAACACUUAUUUUUGCUUGCUAUACAACACAUGUCUGUGCACUCUCUGAAUAGGAAUCUGUUUUCUGAAAGAUUCUGACUUUCAUACUUGGUGAGAACUCCGAAGUCUUACAAAAAGUGGUUCAUAGAUGUGAUAGGCGUGGAGCUCGUGGAAUGCCAACUAGAUUGUAAUUGCAAGUAAUGGGUCAUCUCCUAAUUUUCUUUGGAGUACAUGUGACAUGAUCUAUUGGAAUGAGAAAAUAGUAUUUUCUUGGUGAAGUGGAGUAGAACUUUCGCUAGUA